CAAGUUCUUCACGUUACGUAGAGUGUAGUCGAAAGAGCCAUCGAGAUUCGUCCGCUCUCCUAAUACAACAGUAUGUACAGAUUUACCAGCUAUUGGUCCCUGAUAUUCCCAUACCCGAGUUUUCACCCCUUCCCAGCUGGUCGGCGGCCGUCACUCAGCGUGGUCACACGACGUCCUGACGUCCUUCUUUUCACUAUCUAUUUUUGACCCAUUCUCUACAACCUAUCCGUAGCUUCUUUUUCAUUUCGUCCUUACCCAUGCAUCACUUCCGUUCGUCAGACGGUUUCGCCCAAUCCUCGCUCACCGGGGUCCUGAGCCUCCUUCCCGUCGGCUUAUGAGACUUACACGAUCCUAGCUAUGAAGGCGACGAUUCUUACUCUCGGCGCCUUUGCCGGGCUCGCCGCAGCCAACAUCAAGUUUCACUUUGUGCAGCCGACAUGCAAAUUCGACGGGCCCAACACCUGCUUGAAGGGACAGGAAUGUCUGGCCAACAACACAUGCGCUGCAUACACAAACAAGGACAACUUCUACCCGAGGUCGUACCGCCGCUAUGUUCCCGACGUUGAGCUUCCUCAGGUCGAGAAGAGGCAGGGGCAGUACUCGCUCGACGGCAAAUGCGGACCGCAAAACGGAGGCUUGAUCUGUGACCCUAACAGCAAAGUCUACACUGGUACCUGCUGCAGCCAGUAUGGCUGGUGUGGAAAUACUGCCGAUCAUUGCGGAACGGGGUGUCUUUCAGGUUGCAACGGAGGAGGCACCACCACCCCUCCGGCUACCGCACCUCGGGCCGACGGACGCUGCGGCAAGGACUUUGGAGGAGCCACCUGCGAUCCCAAUGGUGCUUUUGGCGGAUGCUGCAGCGCAUAUGGCUAUUGCGGAAAAUCAGAUGGACACUGUCUCCCAACCAACGGAUGCCAGAGCGGCUGCACGGGUACCAACCCUCAGCCGACCUCUCCCGCCCCAAGUGGAGCUGCGCCGCGACCUGACGGAAGAUGUGGUAAGGAUUUCGGGGGCGCCACCUGCGACCCCAAUGGGGCUUAUGGAGGCUGCUGCUCCGAGUACGGAUAUUGCGGCAAGACUGAUGGUCACUGCCUCCCUGCCAAUGGCUGCCAGAAUGGCUGCACCGGCGGAGCGACUACCGCUGCCCCUAAGCCGUCUGCUACCCAACCCCCUUCGUCGACCACCUCGGGCGAGCCUGUUCUGGGCAAACCUUCUGAUAAUCCUGACGUUCCCGAAGGUCCGCCCACCACGGAUGGAACCUGUGGUGCCAAGUUUGGCAACACUGUCUGCGGCAACUGGUACCAGGGCUCCUGCUGCUCCAUGUACGGAUACUGCGGAAACACGGCCUCUCACUGCGGCGCCGGAUGCCAAUCUGGUCCUUGUCUCAACGGGCCCGUAGUCCCUGCCCCUGGCCCAAGCCCGGCUCCCGCAGCCGCUACUCCUGGUACUCUCCGCAUCCAGGGCCGUUCCGGUGUGCCCGCUAUGCACGCCGGUCUGCUGCCCAACGGAAAGGUUGUCUUCUUGGACAAGGUUGAAAACUACACCGAACUCAAGCUGCCCAACGGCCAGUACGCUUACUCCUCCGAGUACGACCCGGGCACCCAGGCGCUCACUCCCCUCGCCUACAAGACCAAUGCUUUCUGCUCUGGUGGUAUCUUCCUUGCUGACGGGACCUUCGCCUCCCUUGGCGGGAAUGGUCCUCUUGACUGGCUUGACCCCACCGUCGGCGAUGGUUUCAGGGGUAUCCGCCUCCUGAAACGAUCCCAUCUUGAUAAAUCCCUGGAUGGUCAAGCCUGGGUAGAGCCCGGUACCAAGCUCAACACUGCCCGCUGGUAUGCUUCUGUUCAGAUCAUGCCCGAUGGAAGGAUCUUUGUUGCUUCCGGCAGCUUGAACGGCCUGGAUCCCUCCAAGCCAGAGAACAACAACCCCACUUAUGAGAUGCUCGACCGCAAUGGCGCUCCCCAGGGCGGUAGUAUCAACAUGGAAAUCCUCUCCAAGAACCAGCCCUACUACAUGUACCCCUUCGUGCAUCUCCUCAACAACGGCAACCUCUUUGUCUUCACAUCCAAGUCCUCGGAGAUCUUCAACGUCAACACCAACACCGUCGUAAAAAUGCUGCCCGAUCUGCCCGGGGACUACCGCACAUAUCCCAACACUGGAGGUUCCGUCAUCCUCCCCUUCUCCAGCGCCAACCAGUGGAACCCUGAUAUUGUCAUCUGCGGUGGUGGUCCUUACCAGGAUAUCAGCGCUCCCGCCGAUCCUUCUUGCGGUCGCAUCUCGCCGCUUGCUGCCACCCCCAAGUGGGAGAUGGACUCGAUGCCCGAAGGCCGUGGCAUGGUCGAGGGAACCCUCCUCCCCGACGGCACCGUCAUCUGGGUCAACGGCGCCCAGGAAGGAGCCCAGGGCUUCGAAGUCGCACGCAAGCCUGCCCUGGAAGUCCUCAUCUACGACCCCGUCAAGCCCAAGGGCCAGCGCUGGACCACGGGGCCCAAGUCCACCAUCCCGCGCCUGUACCACUCGGUCGCCCUCCUCCUCCUCGACGGCACGCUCCUCAUCUCGGGCUCCAACCCCGUCGAGAUGCCCAUCACCGACCCGGCCAAGACGCCCUUCCCCACCGAGUUCCGCAACGAGAUUUACACGCCGCCUUACCUCCAGGGCAACCCCGUGCGCCCCACCAACAUUGUCCUCUCCUCCAAGAGCCUCGUCGCCGACGGCAGCAAAUUCACCAUCCGCUUCACGUCGCCGGCUACCGCCAAGGCGGUCAAGGUCACGCUCUACUAUGGCGGCUUCGUCACACACUCUGUGCACAUGGGCCACCGGAUGGCGUUCCUGGACACGACGGGCUUCCAGGCGGGCCAGACGCAGCAGACGAUUACGGUGACGAUGCCGCCGAACAAGAAUGUGGCGCCUCCCGGGCCGUAUGUCGUCUAUGUGCUGAUGGAUGGAGUGCCGGGCAUCGGCCAGUUUGUCUUGGUUUCGUAGAUGGGGGUUGUAGUGUAGGAGUGGGGAUGUGGAAGAGGAGGAGGGGAGAGGUGGUGGAGGAGAAGAUGAUGGUUGAAUGAGAUAGGGAUAGGGAUAGGGAUGUAUUAAUGCUCAGUCUUCUCCUAAUCUUUGCCCUUUUUAAUUUCACUCCGUCGUGGCCCGUAUUUCCUCCUCUUCGUCUAAGUUGAGUGUGCGCGACUCUUGUCAACUCACUGUGGAUUUGAUGUGGACAUUCAUCUCAUAAUGCAUUGAAGCUAUCAGAGUGUUUUCAGCAGGGAUUUCCGCCUGAGGUGUCAAGAAAUCUGAAAACGUGUGGU
Molecule: messenger RNA, 3299 nt
Organism: Westerdykella ornata
Lineage: Eukaryota; Fungi; Ascomycota; Dothideomycetes; Pleosporales; Sporormiaceae
Product: DUF1929-domain-containing protein
Exons: 5
Coding region: 358-2982 (874 amino acids)
Molecular function (GO): chitin binding
Source: RefSeq, a predicted model, not a curated record